This is a messenger RNA of Chaetomium globosum CBS 148.51, 2112 nucleotides long. RefSeq lists its product as uncharacterized. The coding region runs from base 1 to 2112 and encodes 703 amino acids. The transcript is spliced from 4 exons. Lineage: Eukaryota; Fungi; Ascomycota; Sordariomycetes; Sordariales; Chaetomiaceae. The record is from RefSeq and is a predicted model, not a curated record.
AUGAACUAUCUCAUGUCCUACGCGGAAGAACGCGGGGGGCUGGAUCUCGAUUGGGGCCGCGUUGCCAUCGCCGGCGCUUCUCUCGGCGGAUAUUUUGCGCUUCGUUCGGCUGCGAGCGUCCGGUUUAGCGCCUGUGUCGCGGUCGAUCCGCUGUACGACCUGUACGAGUUCGCGACGAAACAUGUUUCGAGGCGUUUCUUUGAUCUUUGGGAUAAGGGCUGGAUUUCGGACUGGUUUGUUGACACCUUCAUCGGCCUCGGCACCCAGUUGUCCUUCCAGACUCGGUGGGAGAUCUUGACAAGUGCCAAGUUCCUUGGAGCAACGACACCAACUGAUCUCCUCCGGACGAUGCGGCGGUACACGCUGCGUGGCCAUCUCGACCGGAUAAAGUGUCCGGUCUUAGUGAGUGGCGCGGCCGACUCUUUGUACCUGGACGCCGAGGACCAUACGGCAGUUUUGUUUCGGGGGCUCACCCACGCUGCCAAGGAGAUUUGGGUUGCGCGGAAACCGGGUGAAGGCAGCCUGCAGGCCAAGGUUGGUGCAAUGGCACUUUGCAACCAACGUGCGUUUCUCUUUCUUGAUAACCAUUUCGGCGUCAAGCGGGGGUUGGUCUCGACAAAUCGAGAGAGCUGCCAUUAUAGUUCUAGGAUGUUAUUCCUGGAAUCGAGAAGCGCAGCAGUGCAACCUCCAACGCAAGGAGCUUGGCAGAUAUUGGCCCCUGGGGCCGUGAACGUGCAGGGAGGCCAUUGCAUAUGCAUGGACGGUGACUGUGGCGCGGCAGGCAGCCGGGCGCUCGCUGAGAGUGUCUUCGGCUGCGAUCGCUGUCUCCGGACCGGUGCUAUGUGCGUGGCUGCAAGCAAGACGGCGGAGCCACGCUCCUUGCAACCGUAUGCCUCUCCCCGACCUUCGUUUGGUGGAGAUUUGGGAACCAUCGCGGUUAGGACUCCUCAUGCGCCCACCGUUUCGCUGCCACCCAACGACCGACAACAAGAGACAUCAACAGCUUAUAUCGAAGUUGACGGUUUUACCGGUGACUUGGAGGCAAUCGGCCCAGCCCUCGGCAGUACCACCCGCCGUCAAUCGUCGCUCGGGUUUUCACUGUCAAAUUUCACCUUUCCCGGCAAUACUCAGGAGUCUUCGCAUACCCCCAAGCAGCUAGAGCGUCGGGAAAGCAACACUGGGAGUUUGUCGUCCAUAUUUGGUGAUAUGCCCGAGUUGAGGAACUCGGCUGCUGCUGGUGUCCUCCCGUCACCUGCCAGUUUCGACGCACCGCUGACUAUGCGGCCCAAACUAAAUACACACCGAGAGGCUUUCGAGCUUGGCGCAAGACUGGCUGAAGACUUUGCUGCCCUGACAGAAGGAAAAUGUCAAAAUCCUGUCACAACGGCCGUCGAGAGGGCACUGGGGGCAACGUCCCAACUCUGCGAAAUUCUUCAAUGCCUAGCACAGCAAGACGAGCCAUCUGCCAGAGACACAAACAGCCAUGCGGCUACGCAGAUGGAUAUGGAUCUUUCGGCAAACCCGUUCCUACUUCAAACCACGUCUAACCAGACGGAACAAGUAGAGACAUUGCAGCGUGGGGGUGAGAAUCCAGGGCAAACUGGGAUAUCCAUUGGUAGCAAUGCUUCAACAAGAACGACGCCUCAGCGCACAGCUCCAGAUAUAUUGCUCGUCACGACGCUAGUAACGGCCUACAUCCUUUUAAAACGCAACUGGCGGUGUAUAUUCUCGAUUCUUCUUGAACAGCUUGAGUCAGCAUCAGGAGGCACGACACGCGCUGGUCCUUUGGAGCUCCCAGAUGUGCACAUGGGAGGGUUCCAAAUCCGCAGCAAUCCUACCGUCCAGAUCCUAGUUUUGCUGGAGUUAACAUCCGGUAUGCUGCACACAAUCGAGACAGCCCUGGGACUGACCUACCCGGCAAACUGUUCAAGCGAGGGAGCGAGAGAGGAGGGCGUAAACGGUUGGGCUGCACUCAUCGAUCCAGUCGCGGUGUCGGUUCGGGAAACUCUUCUGUCCCAGGAGAGGGUACGCACGGGCAGGGAAGAGAGCGCUGGAGGGCUCUCGCUGAGACAAGCGAUGGAAAAAGUAAAGAGGCAACUGGGCAAAAUUUAG